Messenger RNA from Suricata suricatta (meerkat), 3264 nucleotides. RefSeq names its product homeobox B3 (gene HOXB3). The transcript is spliced from 5 exons. Lineage: Eukaryota; Metazoa; Chordata; Mammalia; Carnivora; Herpestidae. Gene Ontology annotation, molecular function: RNA polymerase II cis-regulatory region sequence-specific DNA binding; DNA-binding transcription factor activity, RNA polymerase II-specific. Gene Ontology annotation, cellular component: nucleus. The coding region runs from base 531 to 1742 and encodes 403 amino acids. Gene Ontology annotation, biological process: regulation of transcription by RNA polymerase II. The record is from RefSeq and is a predicted model, not a curated record.
GCCUGGACACUGAGCUCUCUUUCCAGCCCUUUGGGGACUGUGGCUCCCUCUGCUCUCAAGGAAACCUUGCUCCAAGCUCUCUCCACUCUUCACCCCAGAAACUCCCUUCUCCAGCAAAUCUCCGCAGACCGGCUGUUGGGGGAAAAAAGUGUUAGCUGGCUCUCCCGGAUCUUCGAGGGGGAAAAAAUUUGGAACCAUAAAGUUGAAAACUUUUUUCUCUCAGUUUGGAAGAAGCCCUUCGUCAUGAAUGGGAACCGCAGAAUUCAGGCCAGAGGAGGCGAGAGGCGUAAAGGAGGGGAGAUUUCUCGCCUGCCGCUCGCGCUGGGGCUCGAUGUGAAUAUAUAUUAUGUCUGCCUGUUCUCCCCUCGUCGGUGGCUAAGGUCAGCCGCUCCCAACAGACUCGGGAGGAGGGGGGCAGAAAGGGGAGGGGGGGUCCGGCGCCUCACGUGACCCCCUCGGGUGCCAAUGUCCGGUCGUGAGGGUAUCAGGCUCCUGCAAGUUGCAACCCGCUGCCAGGGCCUCGCCCAGCGAUGCAGAAAGCUACCUACUACGACAACGCCGCGGCAGCACUCUUCGGAGGCUACUCCUCGUACUCUGGCAGCAAUGGCUUCGGCUACGACGCUCCCCCCCAACCCCCCUUUCAGGCCGCCACGCACCUGGAGGGCGACUACCAGCGCUCGGCGUGCUCCUUGCAGCCCCUGGGCAACGCUGCCCCGCAUGCCAAGGGCAAGGAGCUCAACGGCAGCUGCAUGAGGCCCGGCCUGGCCCCCGAGCCCCUGCCCGCCCCGCCCGGCUCACCCCCGCCCAGCGCGGCACCUACCAGUACCACUAGCAACAGCAGUAAUGGGGGCGGGCCCGGCAAAAGCGGCACCCCCAAGUGCGUUCCUGGCUCCAACUCCACCCUCACCAAACAGAUAUUCCCCUGGAUGAAAGAGUCAAGGCAAACGUCCAAGCUGAAAAACAGCUCCCCAGGCACAGGGGACAAGAGCCCCCCGGGGUCGGCGGCGUCCAAGCGCGCGCGGACGGCGUACACGAGCGCGCAGCUGGUGGAGCUGGAGAAGGAGUUCCACUUCAACCGCUACCUGUGCCGGCCGCGCCGCGUGGAGAUGGCCAACCUGCUGAACCUCAGCGAGCGGCAGAUCAAGAUCUGGUUCCAGAACCGGCGCAUGAAGUACAAGAAGGACCAGAAGGCUAAGGGCCUGGCCUCGUCGUCCGGAGGCCCCUCUCCCGCCGGCAGCCCCCCGCAACCCAUGCAGUCCACAGCCGGCUUCAUGAACGCCUUACACUCCAUGACCCCCAGCUACGAGAGCCCGUCCCCGCCCGCCUUCGGCAAAGCCCACCAGAAUGCCUACGCGCUGCCCUCCAACUACCAGCCCCCUCUCAAAGGCUGCGGCGCCCCGCAGAAGUACCCCCCAACCCCGGCGCCCGAUUACGAGCCCCACGUCCUCCAAGCCAACGGGGGCGCCUACGGGACGCCCACCAUGCAGGGCAGCCCCGUGUACGUGGGCGGGGGCGGCUACGCGGAUCCGCUGCCGCCCCCUGCCGGCCCCUCCCUCUACGGCCUCAACCACCUUUCCCACCACCCCUCGGGGAACCUGGACUACAACGGGGCGCCCCCUAUGGCCUCCAACCAGCACCACGGACCCUGCGAUCCCCACCCUACCUACACAGACCUCUCCUCUCACCAUGCGCCUCCUCCUCAGGGUAGAAUCCAAGAAGCGCCCAAAUUAACACACCUGUGAUGCGCGGGGUGGGGGUGGGGCGAGGUCUUGUGAUGGGUGAGAGCUAGGAGGGGCGCAGGCCGUGGAGCUCUGAGGGGGCAGCCUGGAGGUCUGAAAUGGCGAGGCAGGGAGGUGAGAGCCACGCUUGCUGGGAGGACCUGGGCUAGAGCCCCUUCCCCUCCCCCUGGCCUGAGAAGUUGCUUUCUGAGGUCCUCCAGUCCUUGCUUCAUCUGCCUGCCAACCCAAUGGAGAGGAAUCACAGCAGAGCGUGGAGAGGAUCCCUUCAACCCUAGGCCUCCAGCAAUACCCAGUUGGAAUUCCACGCUCCGGAGUGGGGUGGAGGAAGUGGAGAUAGGGAAUCGAGGCAGAGAAGCACAUUUUUAAAAGCAGACAAGAUGGCUAGGCCAUCCCCAACCAACCAACUUACCUCCCAUCUCUGUGAGUAAUUCCUCCAAAUCUUGAUUUCCCCCCCCCUUGCAGUUCUCCUUUAAAAAACAAACAGAAAAAAAGAAAGCCCAUGUCAAAACCAAGGGCCCAAAGCACGCUCCCCUCCCACUUCCCUGAAGCCUCAAGUUUCCUCCCAUCUAUUUUGAGGUUUCUGGGGGGCACUCCCUCCAUUUUUAACCCCUUAUUUUUGCUUUAGGACAUUCAUAUCUACACCCCGCCCCCAUCGAUUACAGUUUUCAGAGGGCUCAGGGAUGGCGAGAGAUCCUGAAAGUCAGAGCUGUCUAUAUUAUAAAUAUAUAUAUUUUUUUUCUUUUAUGGCAAGCUGGGAGGUCAGAGCAGGCAAAGUGUCAGGACGGAAGCUUUGGCCACUCUGCUGCCUCCCAGCUCAGCUCCAGGACCAUCCCCCUCUCUCCACAGAAAGCAACCGGGCCACACGAGGUUCUCCACGUUUCUUUUCUUCUGUUGCUCUCUUGACUUAACGUGAAAACAGGGUAUAUUUUAACAAACUGUCUGUCCCAGGCAGGGGCUGCAGCUGGGCCUGGGUGCCUUGCCUAACCCCCUGACAGGACACUUUUGUUGCACUUAGAGUUUACAUUUUAAUGGAUAUAAAAACAACUGUGAGAGAUGCCGGGGUCUACAGGAGUCCAGCAUCGCUCAAAAAGUGUGUGUUCUAGUGAACAUUUUCAUAUAUAUUUAUUGGUUAUAGCCUGUUAAAAUAUUUUCUUUUUUUUGUAUUAUUUAUCCCCCCUUACGUUAUGUAUUUAUAUGAGGGAAAAAUGAAAAAAAUUGUACUUUUUUAGUAUUUACUUGUUAUAAAGGACGUUGUGUUUCCUGUCAUGUAAAACCAGCUAUUUUAGUUAUUACUGUAUUCUAGAAAAGAGCUGUAGAUUUAUGUUAAACGCGUACUUAUGAGCAAUUGUAAUUAGUUCUAAAAGGCAUGAACUCAGCUCCUAUUGUCAUUGUAUAGUCCUGAAUUUGUAGAAUUAGAGUUAAUUCCCUCUUGGAACUUUCUUUGUUCUUCCGUAGUUACUUUUUCCUUACUUAAAAAGGUUGUCUGUCAAACAAUUCUUGAAUAAACUUUCUGUUAUCAAUUUUA